This is a messenger RNA of Carica papaya (papaya), 843 nucleotides long. The record is from RefSeq and is a predicted model, not a curated record. Lineage: Eukaryota; Viridiplantae; Streptophyta; Magnoliopsida; Brassicales; Caricaceae.
AUGACAGUCUUUCGAUUUCAAAGAACUCUCGAACAAAACCUUACCCACAUUGUCGAUCGCUACCAACAUGUAGCUUCUCACUUAGAUGACAACCUCUUUGUUAGGCUCACUAUGGAUGUUGUAAACACUAGUGGCCAAACUGGUAAAAAGACUGCAAGAGGAACAUUCCUCUCCUUGUUCCUUGGUGACUCCAAAACUCUCCUCUCCAUCAUGAUUCAUAUCUUUCCUGAAUUGGGUCUGGUCCAAUCUGAUUGCAUCCAAACUAGCUGGAUCCAAUCAGUUCUUUUCUGGACCAACUUCGCUAUUGACUCACCCGAGCUCUUACUCAACCGCACCCCACCAUCGGUCACUUUUCUGAAGAGGAAAUCAGACUAUGUGAAGCAACCAAUUCCGAGGGAGAAGUUAGAUGAUAUCUGGAAGAAGAUGAUUGAAUUGGAAGCUGUGAUGUUAACUUUCAACCCUUAUGGUGGGAAAAUGGCUGAGAUUCCUUCGACCGCAAGUCCUUUUCCUCAUAGAGCUGGAAAUCUAUGGAAGUUUCAGUAUGCCACAAACUGGAACGAAGGAGGGAUUGAAACUACAAACCACUUCAUAGAUUUAACAAGGGAGCUUCAUAAGUUCAUGACUCCCUUUGUUUCCAAGAACCCACGGCAGGCAUUCUUUAACUACAAGGAUCUUGACAUUGGCAUCAACCAUAAUGGGAGGUUUAGUUUCUGGGAAGGAAGAGUUUAUGGGGUGAAGUACUUCAAGGAGAAUUUCAAUAGGCUGGUGAAAAUUAAGACUGAGGUUGAUCCUGCUAAUUUCUUUAGACAUGAACAAAGCAUCCCAACAUUACCACAUAAUUAG